Oldenlandia corymbosa var. corymbosa is the source of this 2102-nucleotide messenger RNA. NCBI's taxonomy places the organism in Eukaryota, Viridiplantae, Streptophyta, Magnoliopsida, Gentianales, Rubiaceae. The record is from the annotation of a GenBank genome assembly.
CGAUAGUCAGUUGUUUCUAAUUUUGUGAUUGUUAGGUCAAGGGAAAAGAUUGAAGUCAAUGAUGGAAAUAAUGAAGUUGACAAAUGUUCUGACAUUUGUUUUGGUGGUGGUAGUUGUUAAUUAUUCCGGCGUGUGUCAAGCACGGGCGUCUCCGCCGGCACCGGUCACGGAAGAGGCACUGCAUAAAGUAGCUGCUAAGCUAAAAAUGUUCGUGGAAGAGCUGCCCCAAAUGCCGAAGAUCCGCGGAUAUGAGAAGGACGCAAAUGGUGUUCUCAAGCCGGUGAAUCUUAAGAUUGGCAUGUACCAGAAGAAAUGGAAGUUCCAUCCAGACUUGCCAGCCACGACAGUAUUUGCCUACGGAACAUCUGAAUCGUCCGCUACAGUCCCCGGUCCCACUAUCGAAGCAAUCAGAGGCGUCCCUUUAUCAGUCACUUGGGAAAAUCACCUCCCAAAAUCCCAUUUCCUUCCCUACGAUCCCACAAUCCCCACUGCCAUACCUAAACACGGCGGCGUCCCCACCGUCGUCCAUCUUCACGGCGGGAUCCAACCGCCUCAAUUUGACGGUAGCGCUCUCGCGUGGUUUACAUCGAAUUACACCGAAACGGGCCCGCACUGGACCCAGCCAACCUACAACUACCCUAACGUGCAACACGGUGGUAACUUAUGGUACCAUGAUCACGCGCUAGGAUUGACCCGAGUCAAUCUUUUAGCGGGUUUAAUUGGUGCCUAUAUGCUCAAAGAUAUCCCUCUUGAAUCGAAACUGAAUCUUCCACAAGAUGAAUUCGAUAUCCACCUCAUGAUCUUUGAUCGGAGUUUCCGAACCGAUGGAUCACUUUACAUGAACUCCACCGGAAAUAAUCCGACCAUUCAUCCGCAAUGGCAGCCGGAGUAUUUCGGAGAUGCGAUUAUAGUGAAUGGCAAGGCUUGGCCUUACUUGAAAGUCAAACCUAGGAAAUAUAGGUUUCGCAUAAUCAACGCUUCCAAUGCUCGGUUCUACCGUUUGGCGUUGACUAAACACUUGUCAUUCAUCCAGGUGGGAUCAGACGCAUCGUACUUACCUACUCCAAUCUACACCCGGCAUAUCCUAUUGGCUCCUUCCGAGAUUGCUGACGUCAUCGUUGACUUUUCCAAGUUGAAGAUCGGCGACGAGUGUUUGUUGACAAAUGAUGCAAAAUACCCUUACCCAACUGGAGAUAAGGUGGAUGAAUUGAAUAGUAAGAUCUUGAAAUUCAAGAUCGAAUCGGACUAUCAUGAUCAUGAAGAGGAUUAUUCGCAGGUCCCGAAAAAGCUAGCCUCGUAUCCGAAGGCUAGUACACAAGAGGCUACAAAAUUAAGAUACAUUUCCCUAGUCGAAUACGAAAGUGCUACAACGGAUGACCCGAUACGACUGUUGAUAAAUGGUAAGAAGUUUGGAGAACCGGCGACCGAAACGCCGAAAACCGGUAGCACGGAGGUUUGGGAGGUGAUAAAUUUAACUGAAGAUAAUCAUCCUUUUCAUAUUCAUCUAGGGAAAUUCCAGGCCAUCAAAAUCCAAAAAUUGAUCCAUCCUAAAGAAUUUACGGCGUGCAUGGUGAACAAGACAAAUUUCGACGCAGUUGCAUGCAACUUGGCCGGCCAUGCAAAGGGCAAGCUCUUUCCGGUGCCGGCGUACGAGAAGACGUGGAAAAAUGUGGUGAAAAUGAAGCCUGGAUACGUUACAACAAUAGUGGUGAAGUUUAAUUUGGUGGAGAACAAUGCUCCUUAUCCGUUUGAUGCCACAGCAGAACCUGGUUACGUCUACCAUUGCCAUAUUUUGGAUCACGAAGACAAUGUUAUGGUUCGGCCUCUGAAGUUGGUUGCGUGAUGCAUAAGUUAUGUUUUGACGGUGGUACAAAAUAUGAAUAUAUGAUCUCUUUGUCCCACUUUAAUAAUUCAUUUUAUUAAACUGAAACAAUAUCACAAACAAAGUUAUUAGAAUGCAACAAAUUAAAUUAAUGCAAUAUAAAGAAAUGGGAAGAACGGUAUGCAUGGAGCAAACCAUGGCUAUUGAGCGAAAAAGCCUAUAGCAGAUCGUAGAUGCGCUAUGUGUCUUAGAAAAGUAAUACUCUCUCGUCAUUAUUGUA